Messenger RNA from Acanthosepion pharaonis, 558 nucleotides. The record is from the annotation of a GenBank genome assembly. NCBI's taxonomy places the organism in Eukaryota, Metazoa, Mollusca, Cephalopoda, Sepiida, Sepiidae.
AUGGUAGGUUUUCUUCUAUGGGCCGUGUUCUUUCUUUCUUUCUUUCUUUCUUUCUUUCUUUCUUUCUUCUUCUUCUUCUUCUUCUUCUUAUUAUUAUUAUUAUUCUUUCAGGCCCUUGUUCAUAUCUAUCUAUCUAUCUAUCUAUCUAUCUAUCUAUCUAUCUCAGUCUGUUCAUUUCUAUGUCAGUUUGUUCAUAUCUAUCUAUCUAUCUAUCUAUCUAUCUAUCUAUCUAUCUAUCUAACUCAGUUUGUUCAUAUCUAUCUAUCUAUCUAUCUAUCUAUCUCAGUCUGUUCAUAUCUAUCUAUCGAUCUCAUUUUUUUUUCAUAUCUAUAUACCUAUCCAUCUAACUCAGUCUGUUCAUAUCUAUCUAUCUAUCUAUCUAUCUAUCUAUCUAUCUAUCUAUCUAUCUAUCUAUCCAUCCGUCCGCGCCUCGGCAUUUAUCUUUCUUUACUCACUCACGGCGUUGCUUUCUUUUCUUCCCCCCCCCUAAAAGAUCUGUCAUGUGGUCGUGAUGCUUUUACACCAUGUCGGGCUUUUCAACUUCUUCAGACAACAUAA